CUAGACACAAAGCUCCACAAUAAGAUGCUUGAUUUCUUCUGAAUACCAGGGACACACAUUUUCUUCCGUCAUGAACAGUCCUCAAAAUUGGAAAACCUUAAGCAGAGAGACCUACAGAUGAUAUUUUGACAUAUCGGGGCUUUUCUGAGAAUCUUCAGGAAGGUCCUUCUCCCUUUUCCUGAGUCAUGGAGCCCAUUGAAAUGGCAGCCCUAGGAAGGUCUUUGUAUCCCGGCACAUUGUACGACUGUCGCAGAGAUUCCUUUAUUCCAGGUGUUACUCUGUGGGAUAAAGCAUCAUUGACUCAGGAUUUGGGUGUGCAUCCACAGCCCAACACAGAUCUGAAAUUCUCUGCUUCUGACUCUCUCAGUGAAAAGGCCAGCCUCAUGAAUGUGAGCACCUCCCUUAAAGCCAGCUUUCUUGGGGGAUUGGUGGAAGUUGGAGGGUCAGCCAAAUACUUGCGUGAUCAAAAGACCUCAGCACAUCAGUCCCGGGUUACUCUGCAGUACAGCCAGACAACAAGAUAUGAACAUCUUACUAUGAUUCAGCUGGGCAAAAUCACCUACCCCGAGGUGUUUGAGGAGAAAACCGCCACUCAUGUUGUUACAGCUGUUCUGUAUGGAGCCCAGGUUUUCAUGGUGUUUGAUAAAACGUUCUCAGAGGAUGAAGACAAACAAGAGGUCGACGGAAAUUUAAAUGUAAUGGUUAAGAAGAUCCCUUUACUUUCCAUUGAGGGAGAAGGAGAUCUAAAGAUGAAUGACAAAGAAAAGGAAUUGGCUGAACAUAUCAGCUGUACAUUUUAUGGCGACUGUGUGCUUGAGGAGAAUCCUACCACAUACAUGGAAGCCUUGCAGCUAUACAAGAAGCUGCCAUCUCUGCUGAGGCAGACGGAGAACGAUGCUGUACCAGUGAAGGUUUGGCUCUAUCCCCUUGCCCUGUUGAACAAAAAAGCAGCUACGCUGGAAAGAGAAAUUGGUGCUACACUGAUAUCUAAAGUAGAGACUGUAUUGGAGGAGCUGGGAGAUGUAGAGAGAAAAUGCAACGACUUGGUUAAAAACAGAACAGUAAGCAGUUUCCAAGAUUUGAGAGAAAGGCUGCAAAUAUUCCAGCAAUCAUUUGGUGAAUACAAAGUGUUGUUCCAAAAAGCCCUGUGCAGGCUCCUUCCUGCUAUCCGCAGUGGAGAGGUGAAUGAGCAGGCACUGACUGACAUCCUGUUGAUCCAUGGCAAGUCCCUCUUUCAGGCUAAUAUGCUGAGAAAGUGGUUAGAAAAUGUUCAGUGUGAAAUAGAUCUGCUGAAUUUCUACACCAGGGAACUGAGUGAUGUCCCAGUAGUAACAUCUUCAGGCCAGUUCAGCAGCAUUCUUUUAAAUCCCAAUGUUGACACAGUAGUUUGCUUCUCCUUCACCUCUCUGAAAUAUGAUGAUCCUUAUCUGUUAGCCAUAACUGAGUUCCUCAGAGUCAAUGAGUUUGAAAAGCUGUCAGCAGUUCCAAAAUCAAGUGACCAAGACAUCCAGGCCUGGUUCAGCAAUCCUGAAAUAUCUGAGAGGAUGAGAGAGAAUCUUUUUCUCUUCAAAAGUUUUUCUGAGGCCAAUAAAGACAAAAAUAAAACCAGGUUUAUCAUCGCCUCAGUCUCAGACUCCACCAAUUCUGGCACCUCCAUCCACCUAUACAGAAAAGGGAAAAUGGUGGACAGCAGCUUUCAGCCUGUGUCAAAGCCUCCGGCUCCCAGCAUUGAUGUUCAGGACAGGAAUGUGAUCCUAAAGCUCCAGAAAUCCUCAACUGGACUAACGGUGUGGUACAGAGUGGAACACAAAGCAGCACAGCCAGAUGUUUCAGGAGUUGAUGCUGAAGGUUGGGAAUUCACAGACACUCCGGAUGCACAAGAAACCUUCACACUAACUGGACUGCAGCUAGCAAACCAGUACCGGGUCCGCUACCGAGCAGUUAGUGAUGUGGGAGUGAGCGAAGCCAGUGACUCCGUCCUCUUCUCCGUUCAAUGCAAGGUCAGUGAUAUUACUACUUCCUUCUGUAAUGAAGUAAGGAAUAAGAUAAUGACCAGCUUGAUCACUUCACGGUGGAAUCUGUCAACCAUCAGGUCAGAGGUCACACAUCGAGUCAGCGGCAUUGGCACUCCCUAUGUGGUUGCAAUCCCUGAAGGGCUGAAACCAGGAAUAGCUUUCUUCUUCCAAGGGGUGGUUCAUCCAGAUGGAAGGGGAUUUGAAAUAAAUCUGAAGACUGGGCCAAUGGAUGGUGAUGAUGUUGCAUUCCACUUCAACCCCCACUUUUGUGAGGAAUGCUCUGUGGUCUGUGACAGCUUCAGAAACGGGCGGUGGGAGAAUCCAGAAGAGACCCCAGAGGGUCCUUUUAGCAAGGGAGGAGCCUUUGAUAUAUGCAUGGCAAUUAAUCCAGAAGGCUAUGAGGUAAUUGUGAAUGGGCACAGGUUCUGUGCUUUCAGUCACUGCAUACCACUGAAGAAAGUGUCUGUACUUAAUAUCAGUGGAGAUGUCUUCAUGAACACCUUUGGCAUAAUUGAAGUGGACCAUAUCAAUAAGAAGGUCAUCAUUCCUGCCCAUUUUUGA
This is a messenger RNA of Colossoma macropomum (tambaqui), 2576 nucleotides long. Its product is annotated as verrucotoxin subunit beta-like. The record is from RefSeq and is a predicted model, not a curated record. Bases 186 to 2576 code for a protein of 796 amino acids. The transcript is spliced from 8 exons. Lineage: Eukaryota; Metazoa; Chordata; Actinopteri; Characiformes; Serrasalmidae. Gene Ontology annotation, molecular function: protein binding; carbohydrate binding.